AUGGGCAAUGCGCAUGACAUGCACAUGGGUUUGGUGCUGCAAAAAGAGGAUAAGUGCACAAAACUCAAAAUGGCUAUUCUAGAAAUUAUUGAAGCCUUUAGUAUUACAGAUUAUCUCCUCAUUUUUGCUUUAAUUUUUGCUACCUACGUUUUUAACUUUUAUUAUAAAUACUUAACUCGUCCCAAUCCACUCCAUGGUCCAUUGCCUUUACCAUUCAUCGGAAACCUUCACAACAUGAUUUUCGAUUUAAGAUCGUUCUAUUGUAAAUGCCAACCAAAUUAUGGAGAUAUCUGCGAAAUAAUGUUUGAUGGAUCUAGAUGUAUAAUUCUCUCACGACCAGAAUAUAUUGAAAAACUUAUGUCUACAUGUGCAAGAAGGUUGCCAUAUUAUCAGGGUCUGGAUGAAUUAGGAUUUAGUAGACAUGGAAUCGCCGGCAAUGAUGUGUAUGAAAUUUGGAAGUAUAACAGACAGUUCUUUGAUCAUGUUUUAGUGUCACCUAGAUUUAGAGAUUACACUGUAAAAUCUAUAAUUAAAUUGUUUGAAGAAUUGAGGUGGUAUUGGCAGUCUCUUGGAAUGCAAAGCGUUCCAAAUAAUAAAAACAAAAAUAACUGGACUUUAGAAACAGAUAUUUCUGAAUGGUUUCAUGCAUUUGCAAAUGAAACUAUUUCAGUAAUAGUCACCAGUGAACGCACAUAUUCUAUUGCCUCCUACUAUAACAUGCAAAGUACUGUCAAGCAUGAAUAUUCUGAUGCACUGGUCGAAGAUGGGAAUAAAUUUGUCAAAGCAUUAGUAGACCACAUUCAAGCUCUCACGUUCUUCAUGUUGGUUGGCAAAUUCUUAAGGCAUUACGUUCCAAUAAUUAAAGAUAUGGCAAAUUUUUACUUAAAAAACCGUGAUUAUAUAUAUGAAAAAUUGGAUCGCAUAAUUAAAACAAGAAGAGAAAAGAUUGAAGCAAUGCCAGUGGGUACAGAAAUGGGAUCCGAUAUGCUGACUUCCUUAAUCACUUUAAACACCGAAAAGGAUACUGAUACUGCUAAAAUAAAAACAAUGGACGGUAUGACGUAUGAACCUAUGCCUGACGAAGAGAUCCGAAGUAAUUUGUUAGAGGCAAUCGGGGGUGGAUCAGAUAGUACUGGCAAUACAUUUUGCUAUAUAACCUACUAUGUUUGUAAACAUCCAAAUGUAAAACAAAAAAUGAUUUCAGAAAUUGACUCUGUUUUCUCUAAAAAUUCUAAUAUAUCUUAUCUGACAAGAGAUGAUCUCUUAAAGUUGAAAUAUUGUGAGGCCAUAAUUAAUGAAGCUCUUCGUAUGAUUCCCGUAACAAAUAUUGUAACUCGUCACAUGACUGAAGAGUGUGAAAUUGCAGGAUAUAAAUGGGCUCCUGGUACAGUUUUUCACAUAAAUCUUGCAGGGGUACAUAGCCACCCUGAAGUUUGGCCUAAUCCUGAAGUUUUCGAUCCAGAUAGAUUUUAUAAUGUUGACCAAGAUGAUAAAAGAUUAAAAAACAAAUAUUCCUUGGUAACUUUUGGUGGUGGUUUACGAAUCUGCCCUGGAAGGAAACUGGCGAUGACUCAGCUACUUUUAUGGAUGUCAUCAGUUUACAGAUAUUAUAAUGUUGAGUUAGUGAACAUGCAUGAGCCAUUAAAAAUUCAUUCUUUAUCGGCUAACAAUGUUCCAGAGUUGAAAGUUAGAAUUAGUCCUCGGAUUAAUUAA
Molecule: messenger RNA, 1713 nt
Organism: Cetraspora pellucida
Lineage: Eukaryota; Fungi; Glomeromycota; Glomeromycetes; Diversisporales; Gigasporaceae
Source: the annotation of a GenBank genome assembly